Chenopodium quinoa (quinoa) is the source of this 3896-nucleotide messenger RNA. RefSeq lists its product as uncharacterized. The record is from RefSeq and is a predicted model, not a curated record. Bases 2109 to 2471 code for a protein of 120 amino acids. Lineage: Eukaryota; Viridiplantae; Streptophyta; Magnoliopsida; Caryophyllales; Amaranthaceae. The transcript has 2 exons.
ACUAAGACAAAAUUCAUAAAACUAAGCAUUUAUUAAACAUAAAAGCCAUGAAAAGAAGGUGAAAACAAUCUAAAUGUGCAUCAAAUGGGUGCUAUUUAUGACACCAUCAAGCACUACCUCUUUUAGGUAACCACCUACUCCUUUCUUUCUCUUUUCAUUUUCCUUUCAUUUUGCCUUUGUUUGUUUCAUUAAAAAAUGGUAUUACAAACACACACGGCAUGACCUAGGAUAGCUGUCAGCCGGUCACCUGGGACGGCUGAAUCUAAAACUAGGGGUACCGCUUGUCCUGAAUUGCUCUCUCCAACGAAUCUGUCUGUGUCUAUGCACGACACUAUGGAUUAAACAAAAAAGGACAGCUUGGCCGCCUACUGAUGAAGAGGAUGAAAGUCCUAUUAAUGUGCCCAGAAGCGAGGUAUCUUAUUACCCAUCCGGCGUCCAAAUGAUGCCGACUAACUCGAUUCUGGUUGAGCAAGAAAAUGCUCUCAUCGAAGAGGCAUCCGGCUCUAGAGAGGAGUCGUCUCAGUCGGAUGCUAGCUACAACGGCCUCAGAAGUGAGUAGGAGCUACCUGUGAAUGCUGAGGAAGGCUCUGAGGAAGGGGUCGCCUCUCUCGAGCGAGGCCAGGAAGAAAAUUCUUCCUCCCUCAAAGAAAUAUUUACUCCUUCUUCAGCCAUAUGUCCGCAUCUACCCAGAGAACCAUACAGAAACACUUGGGUGAUUUCUGGGACACCUAUUUCAUGGGUGUCCGCUAUCAAAUAAACGUUCCAGCCCUAACAAUUCAGUCGUCUGGCUUCUUGACCCGAGCUAUGGAGAUAUUUGCUUUGGGUGCUAUACGGCCACAUUACAGGUGGGCCUUAGGUUUCCGUUUGAUUCAGAAAUUGAAAAGAUCCUGGACGGGUACCGCUUGGGAUAUGGCAACUAGAACCCAAUUCAUGGGUUAAUAUUCUAGGAUUUGUAGCCUCUUGUAGGAUGCAGGACGUUGAGCCUAGCUUUGAGGCCUUCACCCACAUGCAUUACCUAAGAAAAGCUCUCGCAUCAGCCGGCCCCAGGUGGUUCACCUUAUCAUGUAACAAAGGUUACAUGAUGAGUUUGGGGAAAGAAAACAAAUGGAAGCAUUGGAGAAACAAGUUUUACAUUGUUUUUUCCCCUGAUACCAUCCGGAACCGGAAGUAUAAUUCCUUGAACAAAUAUCCUCACCUCUUAGGUUAGAAAGCUAUUCUCCCUCGUGUGUCUGACGAAGGUUAGGACUAGAUUUUGACACCUAGUCUAUUUAAAGUUGACGUGAAAAUGGUUAGGGGGGAACCGAGAAAGAGAUUACCACUAAAAUCUAUAUCCUAGAGUUCAAUUGGCUAACUAAUCCUUUCUAUUUGGCCGCCUGUGGCCUUAGAAGUGAGAAGGGAAGAGGUGGGAAAUUGUCUGAGUCUUUGCAUAGCUAUAAUUUCAUUUAUUUUUUUUUACUAACAUUUCAUUUGGUCGUUUGCAGAAGAAGCCAUGUCUCAGCUUGAUCCGAGCAAAAAACCAGGAGGCGACGCCUCAGCUUAGUGCCAAAUAAUGAAGCACAAAAACCAAGUGUUCAAGUAAGAACAGCUUGAGCAUGUAAGUUUUUUACAUCUGUCUUAUUACCGUUGGCCCUUUUUUUCAAACUUUUUAUUUCAAAGUUGAUCCUUUUUUAGGAAAGGUUGGUGGAGCUGCAUGUACUACCAACACUGCCAGACUCCGAUUAAAAGAAGGAAGACGGUUGCUCACAAAUCAUCAGCUAGCCAGUUAGAGUCCCACCCCUCUAUAGGUGGCAAGUCGCUGGUUGUUAUGGCUGCUUUGAAGAAGGCGGAGGAGUCCAAGUCGGCUAAGGAAAAAACUCCAACUGGGGCAACCGACUCUCUAGGCGGCCAUUCAAGCAGGCGGAGUGAAGAAUGCUCAAGAUUUGUUCAUCAUCCCAGAUACCUCCGCCUUUGAUCCCUAGCAUUACCCUUGUAGAGUUAAGACUUAUAUUUAUUCGCCAAACAACUCUGAAACAUACCUGUCUUUUGGCAGGAUCUAUGCCAGCCUCUUACCAAGUAUUAAUUGUGUAGAUUCUCCCCAGGCGCCGGAUGAUAAGCGGAUCGCCAAGGACAUGAUCGCUGCUGUCUCUGCUGAACAUCGCGACUCUAUCAAAGGAGUCAGCUCCCUGAACUUUAAUGAUAUCCUUGCAAAUUUGGCAGAGAUGAAAGCUAAUGGUCAUAAAAAACCAUUCAGCGACAAGCGGAAAGAGGUAAGGGUUGCCAACUUAAGGGCCGCUUCCAAUCUUGACAAAUCCAUGUUUGAUGUAAAUAAGACUGAGUUGUUGACUGAAGAUAUCCUAUACUUACAAGAGACUGCAAAUUUGCAAGUGAUGAAAAAUUUGGUGGCGGCCCAGAAGAGGGUGACUGAACUGAAGGCGGCUAAAGAGAAGGUUGAAGAGCUUCAAGAUGCUGGCAAAGAGACAGAUAGUCUCUAGAGCCAACAUGAUAAACUUCAACACAAGCUUGCCAAUCAAGUAAAGCAGCUCGCCUCCAAAUGGUCUGCCAAGGUGGAAUAGGAGAAAAGGCUGCUCGUUGAGGAAAACAAGGCCGAUUGCGUCACUCGCAUGAAGAUGGUGUGCAAGGAUCUCUUUCCCAAAGACAACUACUCAUUUGGGAGUAUCGUUAUGAGCAAGUUACAGAGGAGCAGGAUUCUCAGGCAGGCUAGGGAGCUGAUGGCGGCAAGGGGGACCAGCAUGAGGACGAGGGCAAGGAAAUUAAAGUGAUGGAGAUCAUCAGGCCAAUGAAGAAGUGGCGGAUGAAAAUGAAGCCGAGGUCCUCUCCUAAAGCUAAUUAAUUUUAAUGUUGUUUCUGCGGCCGGAUGGAUAGUUCAAAUAUAUUUUUGACCUGCGUGUCGAGUAUCUCUUGUUUCUUUAUCGACUGAGGAGUCGGGUUAAUCAACAUUUUAUUUUUUUUUCAUCGGUUGUUUAGUCGGUUAACAAUUUGACUUUUUAAUUUUGCUGGCCAAGGGGUCAGCUUUUUAUGAUGAAUCAUCUGCCCAAUAGGUCGGUUUUUAAUGUUUGUGUUUGGUUUCUAACAAUUGUGUUUUAUUUUCUAAAAUUUGUAUUUUGUGUUUGAAUGGUAUACCAGAUUGUUUUAUCCCUGGGCAGCUGUGCACUUGGGUUUAAAAGUUUGUUGAUUGGCUUGAAAAUGGGUGAUGCUGGUUGAGGUAUGACUGAUUUUUGAGUCAAUCAAUCACUAAGGUGAUUGCCCCAAGCCAAGCGCGCAGUCGGCCACUCUAGGAUCCAGCUCUUAUUGCAAGCGGUCACUAGACCUUUCUUCCAUGGUAGAAUGGUUGUUCAUGCAACAAGUAUUACAAGUUGAAUGAACUUCAAUGUUAAUUUAGCAUCGGUCCGCCUGAGAUUCUUCCUUUACAGGCGUCUCAUAUUUUUAGGCAUCCCUUUUCGCCUACGCAAGUUUAAAUGGGUCCGGAUGAGUGAUCAUGCUACAAAUAUUACAAUUUUCAUGAAAUAGGAAGUUUGCAAUUGUCCGCCUGCUAGUUUUCUAUUACAAUAGCAAGCAAUUCUAUGAGCCUUAUGUGCUCACCCCAUUUCGAGAGGGCUUCAUCCAACUUAGGCUAAUUCUCAAACUAGUCGUUUAUGUAUGUGGCCAUAAUCCAAUUAUACUCCAUGUCCGCAUUUCCCUACUAGGAGGAAUUGUAUAAUUUUGCGAGGUAAUCUAAGUCAGAAUUUCAGUCGAUGGCCGAUUGAUGUACCCAACAUCCGACCAUUGCAUUCUUAGUCCUUCUUUAGAUUUCCAUGGUCAGGUAGCUGUGAGUUGACCAAUUAGGUCGUUCAAUUUCUACCGGCUGUAUGCAAUUGUAAAGCAGACGAUAGAAUGCCCUCUGCGACGAUAACACCCAG